Molecule: messenger RNA, 1026 nt
Organism: Penicillium griseofulvum
Lineage: Eukaryota; Fungi; Ascomycota; Eurotiomycetes; Eurotiales; Aspergillaceae
Exons: 1
Coding region: 1-1026 (341 amino acids)
Source: RefSeq, a predicted model, not a curated record
AUGUUCAAAACUUUCAAGCGCUCCAACUAUAUCAAGCUAGGUACAGUUGAGAAUAUAGUCGAGAGCAAAUUCGAGAGCACGAUGGUCAAGGGCCCAGUUAUCGAGACUCAAGCAAGCGAGACAGCAUCCGACAAACUUCCGACUUGCAAGGCCAACUCUUCCAAGGGCCAAUUGAUGGACAAAUCGAUGAAUGAAAUAAAAAAAGCUCAGAAGCCUAAAGACCUUCUUGUCCACCUGUUUUCACCCGAACUGACUAAUGAAGACAAAGAAGAUCUCCUUCAUUAUGCCCCGAGACAUCUAUAUACAAGACGUGAGAACAACCAAGAAGACUUCGAGGAGAUUGAAGCUCAGCUUACAGAGGCAGGCUAUGCCAGACUUGCCCUAUCCCUAUACUGGUGUGUGUUCUGGGAUAGGCCGCAGCCGGAGGGACCAGAAAGCUGGAUUAAGGAACUGAUUGAAAUUGAUAUCGAGCGGCGUUGGAUUGCUCAACGAAAGGUCUGCAUUCAAGAAAAAGUUCAAAAUUUGCAAAUUUCAUCAGAACUACUUCUAUCUUCUGAAGAUGAAGCCAAGCAUGCGUCACAACUCAAGAUUUACAAAGAUCAACUCACAGACCUCAAUAAGAGACAAUGGGCGCUUUCCAGGAAGAAGUGGACCAAAGAAGGGUCCAUAGACUCCUGGUCCUUCGGACGAGCAUAUCAUAUACAAAGAAAAAAUCCAGACUGGUAUCUCUCCGAUCCGCUGGUUGCUGAUUGCGCAGGACGAGGUGGCUGUUGUGGGAAAGGCUGCGGCUGCUGUGAAAGACCACGGACGGUUGAUGGGCUCGAAGAUGGUACCAAUACCCGUGGUCACUGUACUACAGCCUGCAGUUGCUGCCUGAAGGCCCGUGGAAUUGAAGAAUUGGAUGGGGAUAAUGGGGAGAUAAUAGACCUGCAAGAGCUUUAUUUUGAGUACAAAUCUCCCGGUUUGAUGGAUCCGCAUAGCUUUGAGCUGCUGAAGGGCUAUGUUUUUGCUUUUGGCUCGAAAUGA